AGUGUCGAGGACCUACGAAGCCGCCAUUGUUGAUUCACCCAUGGAGUUGUAAAGUGUUGUUAAAUUUUCUCAGCUGGAAUCCUCGAGGGGGAAGAUGGGUUACUAAGUCGAAUUAGGUUUGCACACGAAAGUGUGCCAGUACAAGUUAACAAAAUGACGGCCAAGAUGGCAUCUUCAAUUUUAUCCGCGGUCCAAGUGACAUCACAAAAAUCAGAUCAUUUCAUACUGAAUCUUUCCUCAAGCAUCGUCAGCCCUGCAGUACCGACACAAGAUGUCUUCCACGGUGCUGACUUUACCCUCUUGGAAGCAAGAGCCCCUGUCGCCGCCCUCCUCUGAGGACUCGAUAUGGGCAUCUUCUUCAGAAGAGGCUCUCUUCUAUUCUACCUUGGAGCAAAAUGUAGACCUUAAAUUGGAAACGGAUCUGUUCGGUCUCAACGAUGGCGAUUCUAAAGCUGAUGUAGCCUCGCAGUUACUGAAAGAUCUGGAGAAAUUGGUCGACAUCGAUGAGUUGAUUAAGGAAGAACCUUUCUUUCUCGAUGUGAAGAUGCUGCCCGUCCUGGACGAAUUGGAUCAGUCCCGCUAUCCGGUGAAGGUUGAAAACUUCAAGGCUCCGUCCAAGUCCAUGAUCUUGAGCGAGUUCGACUCUGUCCCCAUGUGCGACAUGAUCGAAUGCGCACCUGCAACCACCAUUCUUACACCACCGCAGAGCCCCCCUAGCGAGACUACCAUGUUGACCACCCUAAAACCACUAGUGGCGACACAAGCACCGAUAUUCCAAGUUUUCCAGCACGAACAAGCAUCUUCUGGUAUUGUACCUGAUAAGCAGCCUCUCGACAACGUUCUCGUUUACCAACAGGUUGACUACCCUGAAGUGGUGACCCCUCAACCUGACAUUGCGCACGAGCUUGCAGUGGUAGAUGAAUUGGUACGAAGCCGUGUCGAGAACAUGCAAUGGAGCAGCGGACCAUCUUCUCCUUGCAGCAACAGCUGCAGUAACAGCAGUUACGAAGACUCUUGCUCUUCAAGCGAUCCAGAAUGGGUACCGGAACCAAUUGACAAUCUAAACCAACCUCCAAGCGAUGUUAAGACUCACACACGCAAACGUUCGAAGCCCUAUUCACGCACUGUUGAAGACAAGAAAUCACGAAAAAAGGAACAAAAUAAAAACGCUGCGACACGCUAUCGCUUGAAGAAAAAGGCCGAAGUGGAAGGGAUACUAUCGGAAGAAAAACAACUCGUACAACAAGGAGAAAAACUGACCAAUCAAAUAACAGAUAUCAAGCGAGAAAUCAAAUACUUGAAGGGAUUGAUGCGUGAUUUAUUCAAAGCAAAAGGUCUAAUCAAUUGAAAUUGUUGUAUGGAAAUUCUGUAUUUAAAUGUUGAUCCAAUUUCUGUUUCUUGUAUAUUUUGCUUCAAGUUUAGAUUGAAGUGUAGCUUAAGGAAAGAUGUUAUAAAGUUAUGUUGUCAAUGAAUUAUUUCCUCUGAGAUUGUUCAUCGAUGACAUAAUUUGAUUCUUAAUCAUUUGUGCUUACUCAUACUUAUAUUAACAUGUAGGUUUUCAUCUCAAAAUAAAGGAUGAUUUGGG
Molecule: messenger RNA, 1585 nt
Organism: Coccinella septempunctata (seven-spotted ladybird)
Lineage: Eukaryota; Metazoa; Arthropoda; Insecta; Coleoptera; Coccinellidae
Gene: crc
Product: activating transcription factor of chaperone
Exons: 4
Coding region: 272-1348 (358 amino acids)
Biological process (GO): regulation of transcription by RNA polymerase II
Cellular component (GO): nucleus
Molecular function (GO): DNA-binding transcription activator activity, RNA polymerase II-specific; RNA polymerase II transcription regulatory region sequence-specific DNA binding
Source: RefSeq, a predicted model, not a curated record